AUGCAGUAUGAAAAACCACCAAGUGUGCCACCACCCGAACCGGAACCGGAGCCGGAAAAUUUGCACGAAAAAUACAUCGACUAUUGCUUUGAGCGUAUUCGCCAGGUACGAUUAGUGAAGCAAGUAAUCGUGAUGAACGAGUGUGGCCAUCCAGUAAGGAGCACGAUCGAGAACACGGAGGAAGCGAUCACCACUGCUGGGCUGUACGCUAGCUUGAAGGAUAAAGCAUGCUAUUACCUGAAAACAAUUGAUGCAAAUGAUGAUUUUCUUAUGUUGCGUAUCAAAACACGUAACAAUGAGGCUAUAAUUAGCACCGAUCCCGAUCAUGGUCUGCUCUACAUCACUGUUCAGGUCCCGGAAUGA
Molecule: messenger RNA, 363 nt
Organism: Anopheles moucheti
Lineage: Eukaryota; Metazoa; Arthropoda; Insecta; Diptera; Culicidae
Exons: 2
Coding region: 1-363 (120 amino acids)
Biological process (GO): microtubule-based movement
Cellular component (GO): cytoplasmic dynein complex; cytoplasm; centrosome
Molecular function (GO): dynein intermediate chain binding
Source: RefSeq, a predicted model, not a curated record